Molecule: messenger RNA, 1337 nt
Organism: Ostrea edulis (European flat oyster)
Lineage: Eukaryota; Metazoa; Mollusca; Bivalvia; Ostreida; Ostreidae
Product: nucleic acid dioxygenase ALKBH1-like
Exons: 6
Coding region: 70-1173 (367 amino acids)
Biological process (GO): oxidative RNA demethylation
Cellular component (GO): cytoplasm; nucleus
Molecular function (GO): broad specificity oxidative DNA demethylase activity; ferrous iron binding; oxidative RNA demethylase activity
Source: RefSeq, a predicted model, not a curated record
UCAAGCGCCCAUUAUCCCCAACUUUCCGAUUUCGUCAGAAGCAGAUGGGCAGUCGGUAAUAUAAUAAAAAUGGAUCUAUACGAAGAUGAUACAGAGUCAGAUAUUGUUGAGCAGGACUUAUUCAAACCAGAAUACAAAAAAUAUAAGAGGAAAGAUAGACAACUUGAACUGAAUGACGUGAUCGACUUUACCUAUGAAACCAAUCUGGACAAAGUUGAAGAAAUAUCCUUACAAGAGUCUCAACAUCCUGCAGUGAGAGGAUUAAAACCAGUGAAAGAGUGGAAAAGUUAUGCAAUCAAAGGAUUUCCAGGGUUCAUCUUCAUUCAAAAUCCUUUUGAGGAUGGAAACCAGAGAUAUUGGAUUGAACGAUGUGUUCUUGACUAUCCCAAUAAGCCUAGCAAGACUAUUUUGGACAACUUGGUGGACAUGAGCAAUAUAGAUGAUAUUUGGUUCUUCAGCCAGAAUCAGUCUGACAAAAACAUCACUGGUAAAGACAGUCUCAUUAUGAAGCUUAGAUGGGCAACUAUGGGAUAUAAUUAUGAAUGGAAUUCAAGAGCCUACUAUGAUGAGAUGAAGUCCUCUUUUCCCUGUGAUCUGCAUGAACUGUGUCGCUACAUUGCCUCCACCAUUGGUUACCACCAUUUCUCGGCAGAGACGGCCAUUGUGAACUACUAUCACAUGUCUGGAGAUAUGGGGCCUCACAAAGACAUCUCAGAAAUUGACCAUGAUGCUCCUCUUCUUUCUUUUAGUUUUGGUCAGGAUGCUCUGUUCUUGCUUGGUGGAUUGACAAAAGCCACAAAACCCGUCUGUCUCUCUCUACACAGUGGCGACGUGUGCAUCAUGUAUGGGGACUGUCGACUUGUGUACCACGCUGUACCCCGUAUUCUGCCAGCAAGUCUUGAAUCCCUCAAACACCGCUUCAAUUUUAGCAGUACAUCAGACAUUUGUGAAAACAAAAGUCCGAAGGAAAUAGACAUAUCCUCUCAAGAAGUGUGUGAAGUCAAAGCAACAAGUAGACAGGGUGUGAACUGGGAAUUGUUUGAUCAAUAUUUACAAUGUACAAGAAUAAAUAUGAAUGUCAGACAAGUAUUACCACCCGGAGGGAUGAACAUCGCAGAUUUCCCCCCACCUGUCUGUCCAUCAAUGAAUUGCAGCAAAGAAGGGAAAAAGUAGAAACCAACAAAACAUUGUGAAAAUUCAUUGUUAUGAUUCUUUGAUGAGUUUCAAAGUUAUUAAUAAUAAACAACAACAACAAAAAAGACUGAUUACCUGGCUGUCAAUGUUUGAAUGUGUUCUCCUGUUUCUGUGAACACAAUACAUGUACAUAUGUAAUGAAA